Messenger RNA from Physella acuta, 1462 nucleotides. RefSeq names its product NADH dehydrogenase [ubiquinone] 1 alpha subcomplex subunit 10, mitochondrial. NCBI's taxonomy places the organism in Eukaryota, Metazoa, Mollusca, Gastropoda, Physidae. The record is from RefSeq and is a predicted model, not a curated record. Gene Ontology annotation, cellular component: cytoplasm; respiratory chain complex I. Gene Ontology annotation, biological process: mitochondrial electron transport, NADH to ubiquinone.
AAUUUAACAUUGUAUCAACUUCCGGGAAACUGGAGGUUACUGGAUAGGAUAGCGGAUAGAAUUUGGUAACGUCGUAAAGCCUAUGGCUAAUGUUAAGUCAUAAAUCAUAGGCUACGACUUCUUUUAAAAAUGACUCACGCCAUUACAAGAGUAUCUUCAUCGUUGAACAAGUUUGUUUUAAAGGGUGCAAACAGAUACUGUUUGGCUCCAUGUGUAACUUCGCCCAUUCAAGUUGCCAAUCUUACCGCAUACGGUGGAAAUCCACCAAAAAGAGAAAAACCAUGGCCUUACAAGGAAAAAGGUUUUAGAUAUUGGCAUAUACCCUUCGAUUUAGCAGCCCGUCGUUUCAACGAAAAUACUAAAAUAAUUGUUAUUGAGGGAAAUCUUGCAACAGGCAAGACUGAACUAGGACAGAAAUUAGCUAAGGAAUUUGACAUGUUAUAUGUACCUGACAUACGCAAUGCAGAGAUGUGUGACACAAUACCAGCAAAAGGCAUAGAUUUAAGGGAAUACGAUGAGCAGCUGCCAGUGAAAGCUCGCACAUGUGAUUUUGAAAAGUUCUACUCAAAAAAAGGGUCAAAAAAAGAGUUGGAGAAUUUUCCAAGAAUACAGUAUGAACUCUACAGACAAAAAGUGUACAGAUAUGCACACAACAUAUUAGCUCAUGUGCUAAACACAGGUCAAGGUGUAGUGAUGAGUCGAGGAAUGUGGUCUGAUAUGGUGUUUGCUCACACACUGACAAGACAAGGCUACAUGAGACCUGCAGCUUUAAAAGCCUACAUGUUUCAGUAUACAAACUCCACUGUUUACUUUUGUCGCCCUCACUUGGUCAUCUAUCUUGACGCACCCGUGAGCACUAUUAAAGAUAGGAUUAAAAAAAGGAAUGUGCCAUGGGAAGUGAACAGUCCUGUUUUGACAGAUGAUUUCCUUCAUACAGUUGGUGAUGUCUACAAAACACAAUAUCUUCCAUCAAUGAAGAAAAAUUCAUUGAUUUUAAACUACAAUGUAAAAGAGAUGCCAGAUUUUGAAGCUAUUGUUGAAGACAUGGAAAGACUUGAUCUAGAUGAUGCACCAUUUGAAAAUGACAAACUUUUUGAGGACUGGAGAAAUUUGGCGAAUGGAGACUGGAACCACUAUCGCAAUCUUUGUUCAGUACAACGUUCAAACAAGAUUGCUGAAAUCUUUGAUUUUCAUCCUCACCAGAAGUAUGAUGCCCCGGAACUGUUUUUAGAUCAAGGAGAUGCAGAGGCUUUUAGAGAAAUAGUUUUGUCUGAUCCUAAAUGUCUGUAUUCAAAAGAAAUAAUCAAGAACGGUCAAUUGGCUGUAUAUUAGAUUUUUGGAAACUGAAAUAGAGACAUCAGGCCUAUCUUCAAAAUCCUCUUUUAAGGAUUUUUACUGAUUUUUUUUUAAUAAAAGGCUGAAUUGUAUCUUAUUUAAAUAGAAUAAAACAUUUUUGUUCUUU